This is a messenger RNA of Polypterus senegalus (gray bichir), 1198 nucleotides long. RefSeq names its product neurotrophin receptor-interacting factor homolog. The transcript is spliced from 3 exons. Lineage: Eukaryota; Metazoa; Chordata; Cladistia; Polypteriformes; Polypteridae. Bases 1 to 945 code for a protein of 314 amino acids. The record is from RefSeq and is a predicted model, not a curated record.
AUGACGUACGGCUGUUUAAUUGGUCAGCUACGGACGAAGACAGUUUUGGCAGUAUGGCUCCAAAGAAGCCUCAAGGAGUUGGCACUCCAGACCGCAAUACAGGAGUGGUCUCGAGCAGCACAGGCAGAGGAAGAAGUCCAAGUCACUGGGGAUAUCCGUACAGUGGAGACACUCUUGCGACAAUUCAUCGCUGUGCAGGAAGACAAAGACCAACGAUUGGAACAGCGAUUCAAAAGUCUGCAGCACCAGUUUGCCCAGCUACAGGGACAGGUGAAUUUGGUGCAACAGUCGCAGUCCUCCAAUCCUGAUGAAUCUGUAGAAAGAAGUAGAGGAGCCUCAGCAAGAACUUGGGAAUACCCUCGUCUGAUGCCCUUCCAGGAGCCCGAGGACAUAGAACAUUACCUUUCAACAUUCGAAAGGGUGGCUACAGUGUGUGACUGGCCAAGAGCAGAUUGGGCAAUCCGUCUUGUUCCUUUACUUACAGGAGGGGCCAGGGCGGCAUUUUUGGCCAUGCCAGUAGAGGAGUCCCUGAUCUAUGACUCAUUAAAAGCUGCCAUCCUAGAGAAGUACGAGAUCAGCACCGAAACGUACAGGGUGAGGUUCCGUUCUCUCGAAUGGGAGGAAGGUCAGUCUCCUAAAGAACUUCUGACACUGUUGAAAGAAUUAUGCACUAAAUGGUUACAACCCCAGAAACACUCAAUAGACCAGAUAAUUGACUUUAUUCUGUUAGAACAACUUUUGCAGGUAUUUGAUAUUAAAAUCCGUACAUGGGUAGAGGAGCAUCGGCCAAAGACUUCCAAAGAAGCAGCGGAGCUGGCUGAGGUAUUCCUGGCUGCCCAUCGUCCAAGGAACCUGCGGAAGGAGGAUAAAGUCAUUCAGAGGCCCAGAACAACAGCUAAGCCCACAGUUGCAGGAAAAAUUCGCCAACCUGUCGCAGUUUGUUAAAGCAAAUAUGGAAAACGCACAAGCCAAGCAGAAAGCAUGGUAUGACAAGGCAGUCAGAGACCGGAAACUUACAGUUGGACAGAAGGUACUGUUAUUAUUGCCUACUUCAGAGAGCAGUCUUUUAGCCAAGUGGCAAGGGCCAUACACAGUAGUUGCUCAAAAAGGUCCUGUCACUUAUGAGAUUGAUAUGCCUGAUCACCCUAGGAAAUUAAGGCAAACUUUUCAUAUUAAUAUGCUGAAGCCAUGGCAGGAA